UAGAAUUUUGACGUAAUGUCUGUGCGGAAAUGGUAGGGUGUGCUUUGCGUUUAGUGAAUAUGCGUGUGAAAGUGUCAUUUCUCGCGGAAGUGGGUGAAGAUUGCGUUUUUGUAUGUGUAAUGUAACGACACAUCUGACAUAAUGUAUUUCUAUUUACUCCUCGCUGGAACAGCCGUAGUGAAUAAUAUGUAUGUUAAUUAAAGUGCUGAAUGUAAAUGACAGUGAAAUAUGUCCAUCCCAGGGGGGAGUAAAAGAAGUGGUGCUAUGAAAAUUCGUUUGACAAUACUGUGCGCACGAAAUUUGGCCAAAAAGGAUUUGUUCCGCCUUCCCGAUCCAUUCGCAAAGAUCAGCGUCGACGGCUCGGGUCAGUGUCAUAAAACAGACACAUGUAAAGCCACUCUUGACCCUAAGUGGAAUCAGCAUUAUGACUUGUAUAUUGGAAAGGAUGAUGGUAUUACUAUAAGUGUAUGGAACCACAGAAAAAUUCACAAAAAACAAGGAGCUGGAUUCCUGGGUGGUGUGAGAAUUGUAUCAAAUACAAUUCAGAGGCUGAAAGACACUGGCUAUCAGCGCUUGGAUUUGUGCAAGUUAAGCUUAGACAGUCCCGAUCCAGUGAAAGGUCAAAUUGUAGUUUCUUUGCUCUCCCGUGAUGGCCACAGUGGUGUCGCAGGUGGUGGCCACAAUGCUGUUGUGGAUCCUCUGGGAGACCUCAGUUGCCCUGAGGACCUCCCCGAGGGAUGGGAAGAGCGAAGAACUUCCGACGGUUGGCUUUAUUACGUAAAUCAUCACACCAAAACUACUCAGUGGUUUAGGCCAACAAGGCCGCAAUAUACAAGUAUUAUUCCGACACAUGUCCUUUCAAGACCUUCGCGUGAGAAUGGUCCUGUUGGCUCAAACGUUACACAGCCUACUUCUCCAACAAGUGGAUUAGCCCAUCCAAAUUCUUCAAGUGAUGGUGGGUCUGUCAGCCCAGAUGUUACACAGCCUACUUCUCCAACAAGUGGAUUAGCCCAUCUAAAUUCUUCAACUGAGGGUGGACCCGUCAGCCCAGAUGUUACGCAGCCAGCUUCUCCAAUAAGUGGAUUAGUCCAUCUAAAUACUUCAAGUUCCAAUACUAGUUCACCUAUUACUGGUACCGUUGAACAACAAUCGUCAGCAGGAUCCAAUUCUGGCAGUCCAGUAAACCAGACACCAAGCCAGAAUCAAUCAGGGAACAGGGAGCAGAACGGCAUCUUCCCUCUUCGAGGAACUGCUGCAUCACGCAGGCCAUUGGUUCCAGCAAUAACAGGCUUUCAACCAAACAAAACAGUGAGUGAAGCUGAAAAUCGGCCUUCAAGAACAGAGCUGCCAGCUGCUGGCAGUAGACGUGAACGUGAAAAUUCUUCAGGCAGUCAGGCUCAAGCAGCUGCUCAUCGUCGACGAUCUGCACGACAGAGAAAUUCAUUGAUGUUGCAACAGGCUGGUCGUGGUUCUCACAAUAUUAGUCAGCCGGGAGACUUGCCACCAGGAUAUGAAUUACGAACAACGCAGCAAGGGCAGGUGUAUUUCUACCAUGUUCCAUCUGGAAUAAGUACAUGGCAUGACCCACGCAUUCCACGAGACCUGACUGUAAGCUCAGAUCUCGGUCCUUUACCACCAGGAUGGGAAAUGAGGCAAACUAGUUCUGGACGUAUUUAUUUUGUAGAUCACAAUAACCGCACCACUCAGUUCACUGAUCCACGGCUGUCUGGUGCAGUAAUCUCAAAUCUCAUUAAGAAACAAAGCUCAAACACUUCACCAACCCAUGGCGCAACAAGCAGCUCAAAUUCCAAUUCGAGCAGUGGACGGGUAGAUCCCGUGGGGAGGGAAGAUUCACCUUCUGGGUCAUCUCGCCAGCCUUCUCUGUCCCCUACAAGCAGUGGAAGUAGCACAACAAUGAACAGUGAAGCAAGAACUUCGGGAGAAGGAAGUAGCAAUAGUGCAACGGAACCUGCUGCCGGUGCUGACGGAAGUGCAAAUAAUAGUGAAAAUAGAAAUUCAGCUUCGGUGUGUGUGUCACUAAAUGUACGAAGUGGAGAACUGCCAAGGGAACUGUUGGACAGUGAAUUGUUGCCAAAGUACAAACGAGAUUUGGUUACGAAGCACAAAUCUUUAAGAACUGAACUGCAAGCACUUCAACCACAAAGUGGUCACUGCCGUUUAGAGGUGUCACGGACAGAAAUAUUUGAGGAGUCAUAUAGACUAGUGAUGAAAAUGAGACCAAAGGAUAUGCGCAAACGCCUAAUGGUUAAAUUCAGAGGAGAAGAAGGUUUAGAUUAUGGAGGUGUUGCUCGUGAGUGGCUGUACCUUCUGUCACAUGAAAUGCUGAAUCCUCAGUACGGACUUUUCCAGUAUUCACGUGAAGAUAAUUACACUUUGCAGAUCAAUCCUGAUAGCAGCAUUAAUCCUGAGCAUUUAUCAUAUUUUCACUUUGUGGGCCGUGUAAUUGGGAUAGCUGUUUUCCAUGGUCAUUACAUUGAUGGAGGCUUUACAAUGCCAUUUUAUAAGAUGUUGCUUAAUAAACCUAUAACACUGGAUGAUAUUGAAGGUGUGGAUCCUGAACUGCAUAGGAGCUUAACAUGGAUGCUGGAAAACAGCCUCACUGGUGUCAUUGAUACAACUUUUGCUGUGGAGCACAACAGCUUUGGAGUAUUGAAGGUGCAUGAGCUGAAACCUGGGGGAAAGGAUAUUAACGUAACAGAAGAAAACAAACGAGAAUAUGUAAAGCUGUACGUGAACUACAGAUUUAUGAGAGGUAUUGAGCAACAGUUCCUAGCUCUACAGAAAGGUUUCACUGAAUUAAUACCCAACAAUCUUCUUAGAGCAUUUGAUGAACGUGAACUUGAAUUGAUAAUUGGUGGCCUCGGUUCUAUAGACAUUACGGAUUGGCGAAAUCACACAAGGUUAAAGCAUUGCACUCCCGAAACACCAGUUGUAAAGUGGUUUUGGCAGAUCGUUGAAGAAUACUCGGAGGAAAUGAGGGCAAGACUUUUACAGUUUGUAACAGGAAGUUCUAGGGUUCCUUUACAAGGAUUUAAAGCUUUGCAAGGUUCAACAGGUGCUGCUGGUCCAAGACUUUUUACAAUUCAUGUUAUAGAUGCACCUUUGGAAAAUCUACCAAAAGCCCAUACAUGCUUUAAUAGAAUUGACAUUCCUCCUUAUGAAUCAUAUCAGAAAAUGUUUGAAAAGCUUACUCAGGCUGUGGAAGAGACAUGUGGUUUUGCUGUUGAAUGACGUGUUGCAUAAAAUAGCUUAAUUUUAGAGGUUGAGUCAAUUUGCACUAUUUUUAGAUAAAUAGUCAAAUUUAUUGUUUGCACAUUGAUUUGCACAAAAGGCCUCACAAGUCAUUGAAGCUGCAUGACACACCUCUGAAAGAUUCAGAUAAACUGCAAAGCUUCAUUGCCGGUGAAAUGAAAUAUUUAGGAUCAUAUGGUUUUGGUAUGAUCUCUAGUUUCUUUUUAGAUACAAUUCACUUGUUGUACAGAGUUAUUUUGUUGUAUGCUGUUGUUAAAAUAUGCAUCACAUGGUGUAUUAUUGAGAUUUUUUAACCAAUUGUUAAAAACAUUGAACCUGUGUCUACUGUGUAGAUAUAAGCUAGUAUUGUUUUCAUGGUGUGAUUUAAAAUCUGCCCAUUAUAUAUGUUGCACAUUUUAUUUUUUAAAAAAAAGGUGGCAGUUGAACUGUCAGCACAAAAUUCAACCACCACAGAUAUGCACAUGUUGUGUGUUGCUUUAGUAUUUAUGUUAACAAUAAUUGCCUUAUGUCAUUUGUUUAAGAUAAGGUUCUUCACAGUAUUGUUGUAAUUGUAACUAACAGGUAUUGCAAUUAUAAAUUAGAUCAGUUUUCCAGUUUGAAGUAGAUAGUGUUUUGUUGCUCGGAUUUCUCUGAUUUAACAUUGUACUCUUCUCAUGCACACAUGCUGCGACAUGACUCACAAACAGUGACGCGCUGAAAACCAGAUCUGAAUGUGCUCUUGCUUCAGUUUUACUCUCAGCAGUUCACCAUUGUAUUUUAAUAUUUCAUAUUACUGCAGAUUGCAGCAGAGAUGUCAUUCAUAUUUAUUAAAUGUUUGUAUGGCAGCAGUGGAAAUGCCUCAUGUAGCACCCUCCAGUAUAAUGUGACUUCCAUGCCUGAACUCCUGAUUUGCUAGCUUUUGGAGAACCGGGAUCUAGUUUAAUAUUAGCAUUAUUCAUUUAAAAGUAUGUUGACUGUAGAAGGAAGCAGUUCUUCACAAUGAGGUGGAAAAAUGUCAUUUAGAUCAGAUGAGAAUAAGAUCAUUGUGCAAACAAAGCCAGUAUUAUUGGUUGCAGUCCACAGAAUCCCGUGGUACUGGAGCAAAAAGUGAAACUCCAUAUUUAUUAACUGUUUGUGCACUCUUACUCUCCAAGAACUUUCCAAAAAUUUCAGUAAAAACUCUUCAUUAGGUGCUCCAUUCAUUAGACAGUAAGUUCAACAUUUUCAGACUCAAACUACCACAGAGAACAUAAAGGCCAAAUUCAUCUCUGUGUGUAUACGUCGUCAUAAAAACAAGGACCAUCAUAUUCAUCUUGAACAUAGUGCUUUUUCCUAUUUCUGUUGCCCCAUUCAAUUAAAAGUCAACUGUUUCAUAUGUAUUUAAGUUAUCAGGGACAUUUUUAUUCUUUAUGUUUUGAGGAUUGAGUACCUUGCAAUACUCAUUUUUUAUGUAACUAUGUGGUAUAUCAUUUUACAGAGUUACGUAGCAUUAUUUACGGUCUCUAUAAAAAUACCUCCUUGUCACUAUUAUAAUUUGUUUCCUAGGAAACUGACAAAUAAGUUAUAGCUUUAAAAGAAAGGAAACAAGAAACAAAAUUUAUUUGUAAUGUGGAUGGUAUUUGUGAUCCUGUUGUUAACAACAGUACCAAUAGAUAUGUAUUUUUGAGAAACAUGGAUGCAUUUUAGAAAAAUGUAUAAUUGUUAAAAACUAGAGAACUGUUUUCAAAACCAACUGGAAGUUGUUUCACUCCUUUUCUAUAUUUUCAUAAUACUCUGUUGAUUUAUAUACAAUUUGCAUAACAUGCUAAUUUUUGAAGUGUAAAACCAUUAUAUAAUAAUGAAAAUAUUUUUGUACACAGCUAUAAUGCCUUCAAUGUAUUGUAGCAAAAUCUACAUAUCAUUGUAUUCUCUGCAAUAGGAAAAUUUGUGUGUGCUUUGUGAGAAUGGAAGGCAUUGUGCAAUAUUUUAUUGCUGUUAAAUUUGAAAUAUUUUAUACAGGCCUUAACUCAGUAGCUCAGAAGAGCAGUUGUUGAUAAAAUGUGGUUAUUGUUGCAGAAAGACAAUAAUAGAUGUAGAAAGCACUCCUUCCAAUUGGCGUUUUCCUAGAUUUUGUAUAAGAGAAGUAUUGAGAGGCAUGUUCCUUAUAACAGCAAUAGAUAAAGUACUUGGUUCCACAAGUACAUGGAAAUGUUGUUAUUUGUUGCAGAACAUAGCUUUUUUGUUAUGCUUAAUCUUUGACUACCAAAUUGCUGCAGCACUGAUGUUGCAGGAUAACUUUUUAGUAGCUAAUUUGUAAGCAUAAAUUUUCUUCCAUUUAAUUUGUUGUACAGUGACAGGCUGACUGAAAAAAAGGUAUAAUGCUGUUUACUUAUAAAUCCAGUACAGAAGACAUAACAAGAAUGUCUAGGAGUCGUUAUGAAAUGCCACUUAAAUACUUUUACAGACCUACAUCUGUGCAUCAGGCAGUGUGAAGUGAAGGCUGUAUAGUAUAUCAGCAUUAUUUACAUCCCCCUGUACUACUCUUUUUUUUGGAUAGAAUCCAGGAAGAAUGUGUAUGUAUAAACCCAAAUUCAUCUAAUAAUUCUACCACUAUUACAGAUUAUGUAUAUGAGAGGAAGUAAUUUAUCAUGAUCUUUAUGGAAUAUAUGCUGUUGUUGUUUAUAAAGUAACACUUUCCAUGAAGCAUAAUAGUUUCCUCUUGGAAUUUGUUGAAAAUAUCUAUUAUUCUUACACUGUCAAAAAAAUUUAUUACUGCAAAUGAGAUUUAGAUUUUUUUGUCUGUACACAUAGGAGAUUGAGACAAGUUUUUUAUUUAUCGAAACAGUCAGUACUCUGAUUGCAAAUGGUUAUAACAUGGAAAAGCUGGGCACAUUGGUUUAGUUUCGUGAUAAAAAUAAUGAGAAGUGAUACUAAUAAAAUGUACCUUACAUUCAUUAAUAUUUCUGCAGCACUAAAAACAACUAUUAUUAAUGUCAUCGUCAAAAUAAUUUGUAAGUAAUAUGCGAUAUAAUUUUUGUUUUCUUGGCUCGAUUGAUUGAAGUUAUGUUUUGGGACUUCAGUGUAUAUGGCAGUUCACUUUUGUGCAUAAAUUUUGGCAAAUUAGCUAACGCUGUUUCUCAGGUGCUAUGAGCAGCUGUCUUAUAUGUCUAACACUUGGACUCAAACCAGAAUACGGACUGACUGUUUCUAGUCCAGCCACUUAGCAUACAUAAGACUAAGUGCUGCAAGUAUUGAAGAUGGCAACAAAUGGUUCCAAAUUUGCUUUCAAUAUUUCAAUAAGUAGGCUAGAAAACUGAAAAUAUUCCACUGUAAGUAAAAAAUAAAUGAUAGAAAAUGUUGUUUUAGAAAAUGUAACCCUGUUACAUUCAUUGAACGGUGUGUGGACUAAAGGUACAUUGUCUAGUAUGCGACAACAGCAACAGGAAUCCCCUACGGCAAAAGCGGCUGCCUGAGUUUGAGUUUGGGCUGCAAUGCGUGACUGGUGUGAAUGCCACCACAGCACUGUACCAGUGAUCAGUGCUGCGAUGGAAGCCAUGCAACGGAGUAGUGUUGUGGCAUGAUGUCCAGCCAAAGAUAACUGCAAUUAGACUCUCACACAAGUUAAUACUCAGCAUCAGUGUCUUUAGAUUUAAAGCACUGUAAGUACAAGAGCCCUUUGUUCCAGCACCUCCACAUUUGGAAAACUGCCAUUUGGUCCAGAAUUCCUUUGCUUGUUCCAAAAGUUUUUCUGUUCAAGGGACUGGGAAAUAAAUAAGAGAGUUUGUAGACAAAUGCGGACUGUACUACCACCACAAUUCUGCCGAUUUAUUUUUUAGAGACCCUGAAGGAAAAUAUGCGAGGUGAAUAAGAGUCUCCUGUUGCAAAAAACUUGAAAAAAAAAAAACAGUUAAUUUAUUACACAAUUAUUUUUAGUAAGUCUAUAUUUCAUGGCAUCCUAAGAACACAGAGAGAAACAUUAGGGGCUUAUGUCGGAGUAAUAGAAGACAAGAAAUGCUUGGAACAGGAUCAAAUGUCUCGGAGAAACCAAAUAAAUGAAUAUUGUAUGAUCACUAGGUUUCCUUGUGUAAAGUUCAACAUAGAGAACAUUAAGUAAAUUUCUUAAUUUUUAAGCAUACUGCUUUCAUCUGCUUCUUUGCCUUCAAGAAAAAUAAAUUUGGAUUGUUAAAGAGCAUGCAGGAAAUGUAAUGACAAGUCUAAAUUUCAUUGAUCUGAAUGCAUUCCUAAAGCAAUAGCAUUUCAGUCAGUGUUUUAUGUGAUGUUAUUAGACAUCUUAAUUAUGAAUUUUCAGUUAAAUUUCACUUCUGUAACUUUAAUACCUUGGGAGAUGGAAUUUUUAGUACUGUUUUAUUGCAGCAUAAAAACCACACAAAUACUAACUAUUCAUUUCAUAGCCUCUCGAACAUAAUUUUUCCCUGAUAAAUUCAGUGGCAGAAUUGGGCAGUUUCGUUCCAUGAUAACUUCCAAUUGGCCCAGUUGGAUCCAUUUUGACUGUAUAACCAUUACAAACGAGACAGAAAAAACAAAUAUGUGGUCAGUAUUUGUCUAAAUGUCGCCAAGUGAUAGUUAUUGCAAAAGAGACUUGCCCAUUUUGCCACCGAAUUUAUUGGGGAAAAAUAAUCUUAUUUGAGAGGUAACCAAAUCAGUACUAUUUUUUUUCCAAUGUUGUAUUAUUAUUUUUGUGAUUGCUAUGGUGUAAUGAAAUGGCAUUAAAAAUUUCGUAGCAGUAGAGCUAGCAGUUUUAGAGAAAGAAAACAUGUAACUUAGAAAAACACAGAUUUUUUAGCUCUGUUUACAAAAUGGAAAAACAUUAAAUCUCCAAAGUACUAGAGCCAGAGCAGUAAAAUUUUAAGUAUAAACUCGUAAUUCAGAUCUCUAAUAACAUCAUGUAAAAAAUUGACUGAAAUAUUGUUACUUAGGUGACACAUGUGGAUUCAGCAAAAUUUAAAUGUUUCCCGGAACUUUCUGCAAGCACUCUAUUGAUACAUUUAAUGAACUAAAACAAGAAAUAUUGUGUUGCAGAUCUGCCUCCAAUAUGUGACUCUUUCAGUCAGAAGAAAAGACCAACAGUAUUGUUUCAAACAUUGUAACUUAAUCCAGAGGCAAUACAGAAGUUAUAUCCAUAUCACUUAAGGGAGCACCUCAGAUGAGAGAGUUGCAAGCUCCAUUAUAUGUUUCUGAUGGACGUACAACUUUCAUGCAUACAAACAAAGGUCUUGAUCCCAGUGGCACAAGGUUAUGUAACAGGAAGAAAAUGAGGGUGGAAGAAACGAUGUAUCUCCAGCUCGGAGGGGGGAAAAAAAAAAGACAGACUGAAAGGGAGAAAACAUCUGCAGAAUUGAAAACAAAAUACCUAGAGGCUCCUAAGAAGAAAUUUAUAAAUUGAUUUCUACUGGGCAUGGCUAUGGCUAUGGCUAUGAGAACACCCCGCUCCACUUUUUCGAUUGAGUCAAAAAAGCUUAUGGAAUAAAGGAAUGAAAUGACAGAUAAAAACUAAAGGUUUAAGAGUGUGUCAGAACAGACUGACAUUAUUUGAGGCUGAUGAUCUCAGGGGCAUUAUGUAUUUCCUUGUAAUAUAAAAUUAAAAUGUUUAAUUUUUUACGACAUACAUUUUAAUGAAUGCAAUUUAUAUUAAGUUCUCUCCACCUCUGUUGCUGUAGACAUGUCAAUGCUGGGAGAGUAAAUAAGGACUUACCAUAUUGAUUCAAUACUAUGCAGAAGUUAUUACCAACAUAAUAUGCAAGAGCAUUAACAAAUCUCUAUUUUCCAAGCAUUUCACUGUCUUCACCUUAAAGGAGAAAUGUGUGAGCAUGUAGCAGGUAGGGUUGCAAUUGCCAUCUGAAGACAUUCACUUUUAAUAAUAAAUGAGGAAUUACUUAAUUUCUAUGAUGUGUUAAAUAAUUUCCAUGAUGUGCUAAAACAUUACAGGUUGUUAAACUAUUACAACGUGGACAAAGAGAAAAAUUAUUUUAAUAAUUUUAGCCAAAAAUUUGUGUGUUGGAGAAGAAAAUUACUGUCGUCAUGAGUUUUUCAGUUGCAGAAUGGAUUUCUUGAACAUGUUGCACUUUUUUUUGAGAGACACAAAAUAUGGGUAAAGUAACCUAAAAUAAAGUCUGAAUAUGGUUUUGUCAUUUAAAAGAUGCCUGUUAAUAAAAACGCUAUAACAACCUUCACUGUCAUGUCCCACAAAAAUUCUAUUAAUCUUCAUCAUCUUCAUAAAGUUGAGGAGCGACAAUAAUACUAUGGUGUCAUUCUCUUCAUCUUGUAACAAAAUAUCUAAGUAAUUCAGGGUCACAUCCAAUUUAGUCGCAUUUCUGUCCAUCCUAUUGCCGACUGUCUACUGGUGCCACAGCUGUGCUUUGGGAAAUAGCUGCGACUGCGGACUAAAUUUGGUUGCAUCGUUGUAUGCUUGAGGGAGCAGUCAGCCCUUUUUCACUGCCGCAAGUUGCGGUCGCGCCUUGUACAACGCACCUUAAAGAAUCAAGUUUUGCAAUUCACACAGAUAAUAAUACAAAAGUAUGUGAGUGAAUGGUGCUGCAAUAUAGUUUGUUAUGGAAACUAAAGCUGUUAAUUUGCAAAGUGUCGUAUUAAUCAGUCAUGUAGAAAUGUGGACAGUUUGAAUUAUUAUUGCAAGCACUAAUACCCUUUAAUUCCAAGGCACAAUCUUUCGUAAUACACAUAAUUUAGAUGCAUCUCAUUGACACAUUCUUGUGAUUUCCCCUGGUAUGUCAGCAUCCUUUUUUUGUCCAUCAUUAUUUAUUUAUUUAUUUAUUUUUUCAUCAUGCAUUGUAUGUUAUACAACUUGCUCUAUCUAUUCCCUUCCACAUACUGAUUCCUCCACUUCUCAGUCUAUCUACAUGCCAUGAUUCAGUAGUGCAUUUGCUUUGAAUGAGGGACUUUGAACAUCUUAUAUUUGACUUGAUUUAAUCUCCUCUCUUGCAUAAGAGGUUUUAAAGUAAACUGUGACUGUUUAAGGUAGGUUUUGAGAUUACUACUGCCCUAUGGAAAUGGUUUAUUUGAUCAGUAGUGAUUGUACCUUGUGUCCAGAAGUCUUUAGCUCACCAAAUUUUAGCCUAAAAGUUGGGCUUUGUGUUAUUUAAGUGUACAGAAGAUUUCAGAAUAAUUGGAUUAAUAGAGGCCUUUAUAAUCCUUAGUUGGCUCUAAUUAUUCGGAGAAUUCAUAUCAGAUUACUUCUGCUCUAUUAACUUAGAUAUUUUUCAAGCUUAAAUGAGGGAUUAGUUUUUGUAAAUUAUGUGUACUGCAUACCAUUUGAGAGAUUACUAACUAUAAUGGAAUCUUAUUUUUCUUGUAAACUUUAGGAGGAGGAUGUUAUCUAAAAAACUUGCUUUUAUAUAAAAAAAAGGCAAGAA
Molecule: messenger RNA, 10619 nt
Organism: Schistocerca nitens (vagrant locust)
Lineage: Eukaryota; Metazoa; Arthropoda; Insecta; Orthoptera; Acrididae
Gene: Smurf
Product: E3 ubiquitin-protein ligase SMURF1
Exons: 15
Coding region: 229-3252 (1007 amino acids)
Biological process (GO): ubiquitin-dependent protein catabolic process; negative regulation of BMP signaling pathway
Molecular function (GO): protein binding; ubiquitin protein ligase activity
Source: RefSeq, a predicted model, not a curated record